ACGGAUCGCAGCUGAACUUGUUUGGUGGACAAGAUGGCGACUGUCGCUUCCCAAAGAAGUUUCACCAUCUAACGCUUAUUUAUGUUCUCAACGAUUUGUUUUUUUAAAGUACACGGAACUAAAGUUGAGUUUGUAGUCACGGAGCGUGACCUGAAGUGAAGAUUGAAGACGUAAAAGAAGACGGACGACUACUUGCUAUGCUAAGAUGGCGACGUCAUGUCAAAGAGAAAGUGAAAGACAAUCAGCGCCACCAACUUCCAGCAAAUCGGAGAGAAAAAGACGGAAACUGCAGAUAAAGAUGAACGUCCAGCAGCUGAUUUGUGAUCGAGAAAAACUUCCUUUUCAGUUAGGGGCGAGCUCCGGUCUGAAACAGGAGACUCCACAACCACCCUGCAUUAAAAAGGAAGAGGAGGAACUCUACAUCACUCAGGAGGGAGAGUGUCUUCUAGGACGAGAGGAAGCUGAUUACACCAAGUUUCCACUGACUAUUGUCUCUGUGAAGACUGAAGAUGAUGAAGAGAAACCACAAGUAGACAACCUCUUAGCUCCACUAUCAGACAGUGAGGCUGAAGACGAGGUUGAAGUAACUUUGAGCAGCGAUACAGACUGUGAAGGUGAUAAGAUGACUCACACUGACAACAAACACUCUGAAUGCUCUACAAAGAAGAAAUGUUUGAGCUGCUCAGUUUGUGCUAAAAGCUUUACUAAAAACAGCCAAUUAAUUUAUCACAUGAGAACGCACACAGGAGAAAAACCAUACAAAUGUUCAGUUUGUGGUAAAAGUGUUACCCGAAAGAGCCAUUUGACUGAACACAUGAGAACACACACAGGAGAAAAACCAUAUAUCUGUUUAGUUUGUGGUAAAAGCUUUUCUCAAAAGAGCAGUUUGACUCCACACAUGAGAAAACACACAGAAGAAAAAACAUUUAAUGGCUCGGUUUACACAGGAGAAAAAACAUAUAAUUGUUCGGUGUGCAGUAGAUGUUUUUCUCUGAAGAAUUCUUUGCUUCAGCACAUGAGAAAACACACAAGGGAAAGAACAUUUACUUGUUCGGUUUGUUGCAAAAGUUUUCCCGUAAAGAAGCGUUUGACUGAACACAUGAGAAUACACACCGGAGAAAAACCAUUUGCCUGUUCAGUUUGCGCUAGACGUUUUUCUCAAAUGGGCAGUUUGACGAAACACAUGAGAACACACACGAGAGAAAAAACAUUCAACUGCUCAGUUUGUCACAAAAGCUUUUGUCAAAGCAGCAGUUUGACUAAACACAUGAAAAAACACGCGGGAGAAAAAACGUUUAGUUGUUCAGUCUGCGGCAAAAGAUUCCGCAGUAAUGCGGAUGCACUAAAACACACGAGAACACACAAGGGAGAAUAACCAAUCGGCUGUUUAGUUUCUGGUAUUUUGCUCAUAUGUGGCGACGUCCACACACACCCAAGAUCUCCUCAAAUAAGUUCACUGCUUCUUUCACAAAUAUCUGAGGUAUUUGUGUACAAAUUGGGAUUAUCUGGAGCCUAAAUGUAUCUCCUCAUGACCCCAUGUCAUCUCUGUAAUAUUAGUUUAGUUUAGUUUAUUAAGGAUCCCCAUUAGUCUACAUUUAUUAGACUAUUAAUAUAUUCUAUUAAUGUUAGGACAAUGACAUAAAUAAAUGUUGCCACCAAGCAGCCAGCCAUCACACACAAUGCCAGUUUGUAGUCUUUUCCCAACCUUAGAAUGUAAGAAUCAUGUGUGGAAGUGGAAGCAGGACACAUCUCCAUAAUGUUGUUCAGUGCAUUUGUACAACGCAUAUGAAAUCUACACCAAUCAAAUUAAAUAUGUUUCUUGUUGACAUUUACAUAAUUAUCAUGUGAUGGUGCUUUUCUAGCAGUUUUAUAUUAAACUGGUUUUCAUUGAGGGCCACAUGACAGUUAUGACUGCCAUCAGAGGGCCGCUUGUAACAGUGAAUUAUGUAUGAAUUUGCCUCAGGAUUUCAUUAUUAAUUAUAUAAAAUGUUCCAAGUGGACUGUCGAUUUUAAAAAUCAAAACUUUACAUUUACAACAUUUUUAUUGUAAAAUAUUUUUUUUUUACGUUUGUUUGUUUUUUCACAAAAUUUUACUGUAAAAGAUAGUUUGUUUGUUUUUUUUCCACAUCAUUUUAUGGUGAAUGGAAAAACAGUACCACAAUUUUUCAGAGCUGGGCUUUUUACAGGAAAAAGCUGUUGCCAGAAUGUUUGUGUUGAAUGUACAUUGUUUUUUUACAACAUAAUAUUUCCAUCCAUCCAUCUUCUUCCGCUUAUCCGAGGUCGGGUCGCGGGGGCAACAGCCUAAGCAGGGAAAGCCAGACUUCCCUUUCCCCAGCCACUUCGUCUAACUCUUCCCGGGGGAUCCCGAGGCGUUCCCAGGCCAGCCGGGAGACAUAGUCUUCCCAACGUGUCCUGGGUCUUCCCCGUGGCCUCCUACCGGUUGGACGUGCCCUAAACACCUCCCUAGGGAGGCCUUCGGGUGGCAUCCUGACCAGAUGCCCAAACCACCUCAUCUGGCUCCUCUCGAUGUGAAAGAGCAGCGGCUUUACUUUGAGUUCCUCCCGGAUGGCAGAGCUUCUCACCCUAUCUCUAAGGGAGAGACCCGCCACACGGCGGAGGAAACUCAUUUUGGCCGCUUGUACCCGUGAUCUUAUCCUUUCGGUCAUGACCCAAAGCUCAUGACCAUAGGUGAGGAUGGGAAUGUUGAUCGACCGGUAAAUUGAGAGCUUUUCCUUCCGGCUCAGCUCCUUCUUCACCACAACGGAUCGGUACAACGUCCGCAUUACUGAAGACGCCGCACCGAUCCGCCUGUCGAUCUCACCAUCCACUCUUCCCCCACUCGUGAACAAGACUCCUAGGUACUUGAACUCCUCCACUUGGGGCAGGGUCUCCUCCCCAACCCGGAGAUGGCACUCCACCCUUUUCCGGGCGAGAACCAUGGACUCGGACUUGGAGGUGCUGAUUCUCAUUCCGGUCGCUUCACACUCGGCUGCGAACCGAUCCAGUUGUUGGAGAAAACAUUUUUUUAUUAAAUGAAGAUUGGUAUAUUUGUAAUAAUAGAGGAGACAAAUCUUCACUGAAUAUUUGAUAAAAUUCUGUAUUUUACCUAUCAGGGCCAGAUUUAUUUUUUUCAAAUGAAUUUAUAGCUUUUUGAAUUUCCAUUUAUUGUAUAAGUUCCUCCAGUGAUUUUUUUUGUCAUGCUCUGAUAAGGAUGGCAGUUGUGUUGGGUUUAAAUUUGACUGCAUAGCUUCUAUGCUAUAUUCUCGGGCUUGUAUAAAAUGUUCUAAAUGUUUCAUUGAUUUGCUUGGGAUCAACAGAAAUACUACCAUCUGAAAGUUAAAUAUUAGAUAUAUGAUUUCUAGUCAUCUGCUUCUUUCAUCUUAAUGCAAGGAGCUUUCCAGCUUGCUCGCCGUAUUCAUGAAACUUUAAUUUUGCCCAAUUGAUUUUAUAUAUUCAACCUUCUGUUUUAUUAUAUUAUCAUAUUCCAUUCUUUGUUUGCAAAGUUUGAUCCAUGUUUCCUGAUUAUACAGUUUGGACAAUGUGUCCUGCAAUUGUUGGAUUCCAUUCAAUAAUUCGUUUUCUUCAGCACGUUGUUUUUUAUUCUUAAAGCUUGCAAUCCUAAUAAGUUCUCCUCUUACACAACACUUAAGUGCUUCCCGUAUUGUGGAGAUGUCAGAAACAGAAUCCUGGUUAUUUUUUAAUAAAAUCUGAAAAAAAUGAUUUAAUAUGUCAUUUAUUUUCCUCACUUUCUAAUAAAGAAAUAUUAAUUUUCCAUUGUUUGAAUUGGAAAGCGACUGGAGGAAAGUUUAUGUUGAUUUGAAUUGGACUAUGAUCAGAAAUAAUUAUUGGGUGAAUUUUAGCCUGCACGUUUUCUACAAUUGCCUCAGGAACAAAGAACAUAUCAAUUCUUGAAAAUGACUGAUGUCUGUUUGAAUAAAAAGUGAAAUCCUUCUCAUGUGGAUUUAAGUUUCUCC
Molecule: messenger RNA, 3974 nt
Organism: Nerophis ophidion (straightnose pipefish)
Lineage: Eukaryota; Metazoa; Chordata; Actinopteri; Syngnathiformes; Syngnathidae
Product: gastrula zinc finger protein XlCGF17.1-like
Exons: 2
Coding region: 206-1375 (389 amino acids)
Biological process (GO): regulation of transcription by RNA polymerase II
Molecular function (GO): RNA polymerase II cis-regulatory region sequence-specific DNA binding; DNA-binding transcription factor activity
Source: RefSeq, a predicted model, not a curated record